Molecule: messenger RNA, 435 nt
Organism: Psylliodes chrysocephalus
Lineage: Eukaryota; Metazoa; Arthropoda; Insecta; Coleoptera; Chrysomelidae
Source: the annotation of a GenBank genome assembly
AUGGCUGGAGAAUUGGCGAAAGAUGAUCCCGUAAAACAGCCAAAAGUUAAAACCCAUGACAGAAUUUUAGAUAAAAUUAUAAAUUCUAUAGAUUGUAGAUUUAAGAAUAAUGGUGAGCCUUAUAAGGAUAUUGUCUUAUUGUAUCCAAUAAAUUUUGAUGAAGUUAAACAAGGAGUACCAUUAAAUAAAUCUAAAAAAUUGUGUGAACUGCUAGCUAGAAAACUAUUACCCAAAUAUUACAAAAGAAAAUCUGCAAAAAGAAUUGUUAUAAAAACAGAUGAAACUGAUGAAGAAGACAAGGAUGAUUUUGAAAGAGAUGGUGGUUUUGAUCUUAUUAAUAAGAAAUGCAAAUCUUGCCGUGCAAUUUACUGUUAUUAUGUCAUUCAAAAGUACAAUAUGUACAGUGAGGCAUAUUCUGCACUAGGAAAUGCUUAA